Messenger RNA from Iphiclides podalirius (scarce swallowtail), 243 nucleotides. The record is from the annotation of a GenBank genome assembly. Lineage: Eukaryota; Metazoa; Arthropoda; Insecta; Lepidoptera; Papilionidae.
AUGACUCCUGUGAACCGGCUAUUGACUGAAGCCUUUAUCCAUCAUUUAUUAUCGAUGAAACCAUUACCGUAUACGUUAAUGAGCGGGAAACUGCCGUGGCAGUCUCCCGAAUUGGUAACAGUAGCGAGGACGCGGCGGGUGACCGCGAAGCUGCAGAACACCGAUUACACCAAGCAACUGACGCAGAACUCCAAAAUAGACAACGUAUUUGCGUCAAGCGGGCAUUUUUCGAGCGCCCCAGUG